AUGCUUUCAACGCGUUUUAGAGAAAGAUUUGACUAUUAUUACAGAUUACUUCAGGAUAAAUUCACUCAAGCAUACCAAUAUUUAAAUGGACAAUGGAUGAAUAAUAGGAGAAUGGGAGUGUGUACGUGUCAUCAAUUCCAUGAUUAUCAUCUACCUUGUUCCUACAUCCUGUAUACCUACACUGUGGGAUUGUUCACUGGAGAUUUACUGCAACACAGCCGAAGGUGGUCGCGGGAGUACAACUUUCAUGUUUGCAUGGAAACAGUGGAGCGCGUUCCAGAAGCCUAUGAUGCAGAUAACUAA
This is a messenger RNA of Trichobilharzia szidati, 303 nucleotides long. NCBI's taxonomy places the organism in Eukaryota, Metazoa, Platyhelminthes, Trematoda, Strigeidida, Schistosomatidae. The record is from the annotation of a GenBank genome assembly.